GUUAUGUGCGCUUCUCGAACUACCUCCAGAAGUGGUCGCAGCGACUACACCGAAAGCUGCUUUGCUCCCGCUGCCUGGAUUUGGAGCAAGGGCAGCUGGUCCCGGUGGUGAAGGAGGUGAUGGCCGAAGGCGAAGUUGGCUUUGGAGGGAAGGUAGUACCGGCAGACGUUCUGGCGCAGCAGUUGCGGACCAUCUCGAAACGGCGCUGUUUGGUUGUGUACAUUGUGGAUGUGCUGGACUUCAACGGCUCGUUUAUACGCAAGAUCCGCCAGAUUGUCGGGAAGAAUCCUGUAAUCUUGGUCGGAACCAAGAUUGAUCUCUUGCCACCCAAGACGAAGCUGGAGCUGGUAGAGAAGUGGCUGCUGUACAUACUGCGCAAGAAGAAGCUGCGAGUUGUGAAUGUAAAGCUUGUCAGCAACGAGACGGGGAAGCACAUUAAUCAUGCAGUGAAUGCUAUCAUUGAAGCACGAUCGGGCAUGGAUGUGUUCGUCGUGGGUGCGGCCAAUGCUGGCAAGUCUCGAUUCAUCACGCGGCUACUGGACCGGCUGGAG
Symbiodinium necroappetens is the source of this 551-nucleotide messenger RNA. Lineage: Eukaryota; Dinophyceae; Suessiales; Symbiodiniaceae. The record is from the annotation of a GenBank genome assembly.